Messenger RNA from Aspergillus ochraceoroseus IBT 24754, 1032 nucleotides. RefSeq lists its product as uncharacterized. Bases 179 to 901 code for a protein of 240 amino acids. Lineage: Eukaryota; Fungi; Ascomycota; Eurotiomycetes; Eurotiales; Aspergillaceae. The record is from RefSeq and is a predicted model, not a curated record. The transcript has a single exon.
GUGCACGCCUAUGACGAAGACAUCAAAUUUCAAAAAAAAAAACCAAGAGAGAGUGGUAAAAAAACAUAUCUAAAUCCACACCUGCUUCCCUGCAAAACAGUCACCCCGCGGAUGCAUAAGCAACACACAACAUGGACCAAAGGCUGCUGGUGCCUCCACUGAAGGAUCCCAGUGCGAGAUGACGACCGGGCUGUUCAUAGUUGGGCUCUCUUUAGCCGUCGCGAGCGGCAGCUCGUGGUGCAACUUCGAAAGAAACAUCACAUUACAUUGCUUGUCUACUCUCUUCCGCUUCCAACUUAAGCCAUAUAUAAUAUCAAUCGUUCUGCGCCUCAUCGGUGCCAAUACUCUCUCAUCCAAGACAAGAACAGCAAUGCCCUCUCCCUCCAGCCUGGACAUCAACAUCAGCACGGAAUAUCAAACACAGCAACCCGGACAACCACAAUCGAAUCGAACGAACCGGAAAGGAAACCAAGCGGAGGAAACCAUGGGACGGAAAGAUUCCACGAGGGAAUUAGGAGGAGGAGACUAUGGGAUCAUCAUCAUCAUCACCAUCAUCAUCAUCAUCAUCAUCAUCAUCAUCAUCAUCACCAUUCUUUAUUGGCAUGCAUACACUGCCAUUAACCUACUUCUACUUUCCGAUUUCUACAAUAUUCUAUCCUUGCUGUCUAGAUCCCUGGCCAAGGUUUUUACCAAGCAUGCAAGUGCAGCUGGAUGUUUCCCUUGGUCUAGCAAGCUGCUACCCGAAUGGGGGGGGCAUCAAUCAAUCAUGUAUCAAUGCUUUUCAUUUGUUCUUCAUUUGUAUAUUUUCUUCAUGUACGCAUACUCUAUCGCUACUGUCCUCAUGGAAAGACAAGGGCCUCUUCCAGGUUACCCGGGUUCACACCUAGUGCACGAGGUGUGAAGCUAGCCUGUGGAGAGGAGUCUGCUUUUCCAUAUUUGUCUUUCUGAUUUAUAUCUAUACUUGGUGGGUGUAUCAUAAGCUAGAGCUGAUGAUAAAAAUGAGAUAAAUCAUUCUACCGUCUCCGCUUGUCU